Molecule: messenger RNA, 5653 nt
Organism: Pocillopora meandrina
Lineage: Eukaryota; Metazoa; Cnidaria; Anthozoa; Scleractinia; Pocilloporidae
Source: the annotation of a GenBank genome assembly
AGCACUUUUCCAAGAUGGCGGACCAUGAAAGCCAUUCAAGACGAAAGCUAUUUUUCAAUUUUAAACACGAAGCGUAGUUGUAAAAUAGAACAAUAGGAAUGAUACUCUAGCUGAUUUCUUUGCAAAAUGGAGUCAGUCACGGAACAAAUGACCAAGACAGAUUUAGGUUACGAAAUACCUACUUGGGACAACUGGUCUCCCCUCGCAAAAUUUUAUCACCCUUUACAAGCUGGCAGCAUUGAUGGAACUGACACAGUGCCACAUGAUAAGGCAGUAAUGCGUGCGAUGCUUGCAAAGUGUAAGUUAAAUUAGCUAUUCAUCGCCAUUUGGUGAAAUGCAGCUUAUGCAUAUAGGUUUGCUUGUAAGUUUGUUUUCCCAGCUGUGUUUUAGUUAUUAUUAAUUGCAGUCAUUUCAUUUUCGCUCGCUACAUAAUAAGAUAGAUUAUAAACUCAUUGUGGUUGGUUCUUAAUCAUGAUCUAUUUGAGGAUAUACGCACAGAUGACAUCAGCAUAGAUGAUAAUUUUAUCUUCUUCUCUCUAGAUAAGCCAAACAAAAGAGUAACUGGUGAUCCAGACAGCACUUUAUUUGUUGGAAAACUAAGCAAGGACACUAGUCAAGGUUAGAAAUAUCCAAAUUUAUAAUAUUUUUUCCAACAAAAAGAGAGAAACUGAUGGUUAUUGUGAUAUUCACCAAUAGUAUUUCAUGAACCUUAUAUGCUUAAAGAAUCAGACUGUAGCAAAAGACAAUAAAUACAAAAACAGUGCAAUACAUGCAGCACUUGUAAACAUAGUCACAAGACUGCAGUUGUAUUGUUUAUACUCAUAAUCCAGCUCUCUUUAAUAUUUUCUUUUAGCAACUGUGUACAAGAUAUUUGCAAAAUGUGGAGAGGUGACAAGAUGUAGGCUAGUUAGAGAUGUUGGUAAGUAGAAUUUCUCAAAAAGUUGAACAAUAUAUUAUAUAUCAUGUCAUAAUUUCCUUGGCAAUUGAGAGCAUUUUGUGUAUAGUAGCAGGAAAAUGUUGUAAAGUAAGAGGACUUUCUUCUCCAUAUCUGACUUAACCCUUUCACCCCCAAGAUUUCAUUAGCAAUUCUCCUUACUAUCUGCCAUACAGUUCUGGUGAUGUUGGUUUGGAGAAUUUGGUAUUGGAUCAACUUAUAUUCCCUUAAUUUCUAUUUUUCUUUAUUCUCAUCCCUUGUCUGUGUGAUAUUGUAUUGAUAUUGUAAAGAGAAAUUCUGUCUUGGUCACUCAUGGGAGUUAAAGGGUUAAAAACAAUUCAAUUCAUUGAAAUCUAGCCACAGUUUUCUGAAUAGUUGCUGUAGAAUUCUCUCCUCUGAUGCUCUACAAACACUCUACUGACCUAUUAGUGGUCAACUGAACUUAGCAAACUGCAGAGUUUUUCUGUUUAUAUUGUGAGUGAAGUGAGUUAUUUUUGGGGUUAAAAGAUUUUUAUGGCCCCCAAACACAACUUCAAUAGGCUCUUUAUCUGAAUGAUUACAUAUGAAUUUGAACCACUUUGAAAUAGAUUUCAAUUAAUUUUGUUCGCCUUUUUUUUUCCAUUCCCAAGGGCAUUUAUGAAAAGGGAAAGUAUAUAUCUUACUGGUCUGAAUUAACUUUUCAAUUGCAGCAUACUUACCAGGCACUUCCAAAAAGUAUUAUUAACUGCCUCUUGGUACUGAAAAAUAGCAUUAAAGUAGUUCCAGUAAAAGCUGUUACUGAAGGCUUACCAUUGCCUAUAAGUCUUCUUACUGCUAUCCAUUUAGCUUGCAUGCAGGCAUUCUUGUUUGAGUUUCUCCUUGCUUCCCCUUACCAGGCACAGCUGUCUAUAUAUUACACCAUUGGAAGCUGCUUUUGGAAAAAGUUAUCAAAACCCCUGGAUUAGUUUUCUAACCUUUGAGUAAAAGUAGCGACAGCAUCUGCAAUCACUGACAAUGAUUCAGCAAGAAACAAUAUUCUCUUCUUCCUACAGUAUAACAGGAUUAUUUUUAUGACUCAAAGUAUUUUGAUACAGAAUUAUACAUUAUGGGAAAGAUUCUUCAAUCGAGGUUUGUAAUUUGAACUUUUCCUUUUCUUGCAGUGACUGGAUUUUCCAAAGGCUAUGCAUUUGUGGAGUACAGAAGUGAGAGAGAUGCUAAUUUGGCCUGGAGGGUGAGUGGACUUUAAGUAUGAACCUGAACUUGAUAGCUCAAGGAAGGUAAUGAUCAGUUGUUUCAUUCAAUUACUCUAGGAACUACAUGGUAAAGAAGUAGAUGGCUGUACCAUAUUAGUAGAAUAUGAAGCUGCAAGAUCUCUUAAAGGCUGGAUCCCAAGACGUCUGGGUAAAGGCUAUGUCUUUAUUUGUUUGAAUAUCAUGAAAACCUUUUGUUGUUAGAAGGCAUUUUAAAAAGAUAUUCAGAUAUCCCGUUGGAAGCAUUAGAUAGUGAGUUUUUUUACCAGUUAAUGGAGUGUUUGAGAGCUAAAAUGGAAGCAAACAAUUAAAAUCAUUAGUCAAAGAAGUAAAAACUCAGUUGAAGGAAAUACAUGCUGCGGUGAUCAAAGUAACAGAGGCAAAAUAUGUAUGACCAACUCAAAGUAUUAUUUUGGGGCAUGGCUUUACCUCUCAUGGGUUUCAAGAAGUUGUAUUCAUUUUUUGAAUCAAAAACUGAUGCAAAAGUUAACAACACAUAGGUAAUAAAUGUUUUAGCUAAGAUUACUUUUCAUACCAGUGGAUAAUGUUGAACAAAAAAUUCACAAGUUUUUAUCAUUUUAGGAGGUGGCUUUGGAGGAAAGAAAGAAUCUGGACAACUGAGGUUUGGAGGAAGGGAUCGUCUCUUUAGAAGACCAAUGUGAGUUGUUUAAAUACAGUUUGUUUUAUUUGUUCAAAAUCCCCACUCCACCCCAACAGUUAGAAAUGAAUUAUAUAUUUCCAAAUUAGGGACCUACUGGAAUCCAGUUAUCAUGGGUCAUGCCUGAGCCUUGGUUGGUUCAUUUUGGUCUUGUGCAAAAUACUUGAUUAUCACAUGGCAAAGUAGUCCUGAGGUGAAACGGAGAGUUCUAAUUGGUUCUUACUUGGUCCAUAUUUUGGCAUAUUGACCGUUUCCAAAAGCUGGCAAAUUUAAAAGGAAAACGCUGGGGAAUAUUGACCCCCAGUCAUUUUUGUAAAGACCUUCCUCUGCAUUGUCUGUACUGUCACAACCUUGGGCCAAUAUUACUCAGUUAGUAAGAAACUAUUAAUUUUCACAGUACUUCCCUGCACAUAUAAGUGUAAACGGGUACUUACAGACUAUCAAGGAAAAUGGAUGAAUUUCUGGGAGGUAACCUGCAGAGUAUUAGUAUUUGGUCAAGUAGGAGUAGCAGUGCUUCUGGUUGUCUCAUGCCAAGGAAACCAGGAAAAGCAGUAGUGGGUUCGAAGGGUUGUAUCACUUCCCCCUGAUUUCCAGUAAGGUUGAAAUAAUGGAACAACAGGCUUCAAAAUAAAAAUGAAGGCUUCUCCUGCACGCCAGGUGUAUUUUUUUUUGUUCAAAGGGAUGGGAAAGAAAGUUUGAAAGCUGCCAUGAUUGUGCAUGAGCUGUAAAAGAAUUUUUCAGUGGUUGUUCUCCCGGCCUCCACAGUCCCUGUAUCAUUUGUCUUUGUAAGAGAUCUGUUAGCCAGGGCGGCUUGUAUUUGAACUUCAAGUCGUUGUAAAACAUAAUGACAGAUUAAUUUACUUUUUCUUUACAGUCCAACACAACAAAUUGGAAACCAACACAAGUUUUUACGGGGUUCGCGAGAUCACGAGGGAAAUCGUGGACCACGUGAAAAUACCCGUGACACUUAUCGUGAAAGAAACAACGACAACGUUCGUGAGAAUUAUUCCCAACGUGAGCGUGAUCGUGAUCGAGAUGGAUCUCGUGACAAACGGGAACGUGACAAAGAAAGCUCACGAAGCAGUUCUUACUUUCGUGAUCGCGAGGGCGAUACUGAAGGAAAGCAAUACCGUGAGCGUGACAGUAAUAGAUCGCGUGAUCGUUACAAAGACCGUGAACGUUAUGAAGAAAGUGAAAGGUCUCGCGUUAAAGAAAGACAUAGCCACCGCGAAAAACGAAGGGAAAGUUACGAGACUGGUGAUAAAAGGAGAUACGAAGAAGGAGACGGGGAGAUGCGGUAGUGUGUAGUUCAAAGAAGCUUAAUGCAGCUGUCGAGUGAACUAUUUGUUGUCACCGAAAGGUAAGCCUUGCAAUUCUAAGGAUGGCAACAAAUCGGUAUUGACCUUUCAAGUAAUGCAAGAAAGGAGAUUCGCUUCUCGAUGAGGCGGAAGAGCCACACAACAUCAAUAAUACUCGAGGUUAUUCUGCCACUUUAAUUAGUUCGUCUUUAGUCUCGCAGAGUUGUUCAUGAUCAUCUUGUGGAUUGACAACACCGAGUUUAUGGUAGAAUGUUGAAAAGUUAUACAAGAAAAAAAGUUGCUGCUUUUGGAAUACUCGACUUACUUUGUUCGGACUCUUAGAGUAGCCUAAGGGUGAUACCCCGAGGUAAAUUAAUUGAUAGUGAACAAGAGAUUAUAAUCUCUUAGUCUUAAAUAAAUUAACAGUUAAAAGGAAACUAAUUUAUUUGUGAUCAGUUCACCAAAGCCUAUUUUGUUUAUCUCGGGGUUGUAUGAUAUUCAACUUCCUUGUUUAUACGAAUGGUCUCAUCUGCUGACGAGAAUCAAACCUGCGAUCAGGCGUUCUUUUUCCGGGGGGAGCGCGAUACUGUAACAGCGCAGAAGGAGGCACCUGGGUGUUACUCCGCCUUCCUACUCUGGCGCAGCAGCACUAUCAUGUUUCCCCCCGGAAAAAGAAUGCCCGGUCGCAGUAUAAUUAGAUGAAGAUCUUUUCCAGUUCCGCGAAUUUUGCUAACUGGCGGAUAUUGCUUGCGACGACUAUUUAUCAUCAAAAAAACGUUUGAGUAAAGCUUAUGGAGCAUUCUUUGGAGAUGAAAAAGUUCGUUCCUGAAUUAUAGUCAAUAUGACCUCUAUGCAGUAGCAUUUAUAUCCUUUCAUUGAAAUGAAAAUUACUUAGCAAACCCGCGCGAAGCAUUUUAAGGAAAAAAAAAUCGUUAGUGACCAAUAAUUUUUGUCAGAGCAAGGGACCUUGUGUUUACCGUCUCUUGAUGAAAAAUGUUUAAACUGGUAUGCACGACUAUUGAAAUAAUGCACGUUUAUAUUUAUUUAUUUACUUGUCUGAAAAAAGGAAAACUAGGUGACAAAAUCGCAGUAUUAUUUUCCCACUCAAUAACAGUCAAAAUAAAUUGUCAUGCCGUUACACUAUAGAUCAAGUCUCCUCAAAUGAAGAAAUAGUGGGGAACAAAACAGUGAGAGAGGAGAGUCAUUGUAAUUUGCAUAAUCAAAGAACGGCCAGUCAUCUAACGUAGCCAGACGUUAGCUUGGUCGUUUUAAAAUGUUCGUGACGCACAUCGUUCAUUAAAAUUAUUAUUUCUGUGCACAGCUGCGUAAAAUUAAGCACUUGUGGGAACCGUGACGAAUUUCCUUUGUGGUCUGUUUUGAGGUCAAUCAAAAUCCUUGCACAAAUAUCGGGCUGGGUAAAGUACGUUUAGUAAAAAUCAUGAGGUUUCAAAAAAAAUGAACCCAAAUAUCAGACGUUGACGUGCAUGCAAAUUUUACAAUAAUAGUGUGGUAAUGUACUUCUAAUAAAGUGACU